Hirundo rustica (Barn swallow) is the source of this 1773-nucleotide messenger RNA. It is a transcript of the gene ENTREP1, whose product is annotated as endosomal transmembrane epsin interactor 1. Lineage: Eukaryota; Metazoa; Chordata; Aves; Passeriformes; Hirundinidae. The record is from RefSeq and is a predicted model, not a curated record.
AUGGGGCUGCCGGAGUCCUGCUGCCCUCUCCAGGGACUGUUCCCGCUGCCCCAGGCGGCUGCCGGGCUCUCGCCGCCGCCCCUCCGCCCGUGCGCCCCGCUGCCCUUCCACCCGCUGCUCGGGCUGGGACUGCUGCAGACUGGUCUGGGCUGCGCCCUGGUGGCGCUGAGCUUCGGGGCGCUGUCGCAGCAGGUGAAGAACGCGUGUCUGGCCUGGGCCGGCUCCUUGGUUAACCUGUUUGUUCAGUGUUAUGCUGGAUUAAUACUAGGAUGUCAAGGCAUUCAGUUUGUGUCCAGAUGCGAUUUGAUGGAUAUGGAUGAAAACAAGACUUGUUUGUGCUGUGAAGAAUUUCAUUCCAGUACAUGCACAGAAGUAGAGGCUGUACUGAAGUUAUACCAUGUGAAGUCAUGCAGUGCUACUCACCUUCUUCUCAAGAAAGUUCUCCUAGGUCUUAGUGCCCUGAAUGCUGUCACUGCUACAGUUUGCUUCAUAGCAGCUGCCCUGCAUUACUUGCAGAUACUUGCAUCAAGAAGAUCCUGCACAGAUGAAUGUGAGAUUGCUGAUGAAGAUCACAAUUUGGAUCCUGAUGAUUUUGUCCCACCAGUCCCACCUCCCUCCUAUUUUGCAACUUUUAAUUCUUUUACUCCACAAACAAGUCACAGAAACGUUCUAAAAGUGACCCUGUGCUCCUGCACUGCCAGCUGCCUCAAGGUCUCUUCAGAUCAGAAACAAGAGAAAGGAACCAAUGUACACAAAACGACAAAGAGCUGGCCGAAGCAGAACAAUCCCUCCACACCCUUUGACAUGGACAGUGCUCAAUGUGAAACUGCAACACUCAGUGUAAAUCCACUGAAUGCUGUCACCUUGUGAAAGAGUUCAAGAGCUUUGAGGGGAAGACCCCAGUCUCUGACAGACUAUAAGUCUUAUACGGACACUAAACAGCGUGUGGCGUGGAUCCUUGAGCAGUCCUCCUGCAGCAUGAGCCCGGACAUACACGACUUGGUGGAAAACAUCAAGUCUGUUUUAAAAUCAGAUGAGAAACAUAGAGCAGAAGCUGUCACCAGUGCCACUUUCCUUGAGCAGGUAGUUUUAUUACUUCAAGCCAUGUCAUUGAGAAUCCCUCUGUUGCCUUUCAGACUGCAUCCUGGAUUGCUGUACCUGGAGAGCUGUGGUGACCUAAGUACUUUAACCACAGACGGAGAACAGCAAGCAGAGGGGAGAAUCCAAAGAGCAGAACAUGAAUGACCUCACAGUCUUAUUGGUGUUGUCAGGGAAACUGUACUUUGAGAUGUUUUUUUGGUUAUUCCUCAGCAGAGCAAUUCUGUCAGACAUAUACAUACUGCAGAGGAAAAUCACCUCUGGCAAGUGGGUGGAUUGGUUUGUCAAUAAUCAUCUUGAUUUUUAAUAUUUGUAUGCACAGACUUCAAAGGGGAAGAUGAUUCUACCAAGAGUAUUAAGCAGAUUGUAGGAUGACCUUUACUGGGCUCUCAGCUGCAGCUCAUCUGUUUGUGACACAUUACUGCCCUGCAUCUCUGUGAAGUUUGGUAACGUAUAGUUGUGGGGUGUGAUGAUGCAUCAUCCUUGUGGAAGGAGCUGUCAAAAACAGUAUUGAAGAACUUGGCAAAUUUUUGGUACUUUGGUUUAAAUUAAAAUCUCCUGUCGUAAAAUGGAGACCUUCAGAUACAAAAGUAAGCUAGUAAAAAAAAGGGUGUACAAAUUCCAAAAUUAUUCUUUAUAAAAGGUUGUUGAUGUGCAAACUGUACCAAAAAUAAA